Naegleria fowleri is the source of this 1443-nucleotide messenger RNA. RefSeq lists its product as uncharacterized. The coding region runs from base 1 to 1443 and encodes 480 amino acids. The transcript has a single exon. Gene Ontology annotation, biological process: cardiolipin biosynthetic process. NCBI's taxonomy places the organism in Eukaryota, Heterolobosea, Eutetramitea, Acrasida, Naegleriidae. Gene Ontology annotation, cellular component: mitochondrion. Gene Ontology annotation, molecular function: CDP-diacylglycerol-glycerol-3-phosphate 3-phosphatidyltransferase activity. The record is from RefSeq and is a predicted model, not a curated record.
AUGAAAAAUGAUGAAGGCAUUGGUGAAGGCUCUCAAAAUUAUUCCUUCCGAGAUCCCUACGUCAAGAGUAUUCAUGAGAUGAUAUCUAAACAUGCUCCUUGUUUUUCGAUUGAUCCCGAUCAUGUUUCUAUUAUUGAUACGCCAUCCAAGUUUUAUGAUGGAUUGAUUGAUGGUAUUCAGAAUGCUCGACAAAGAGUGAUAUUGAGUAGUUUGUAUUUGGGUACAGGAAUACAAGAGCAAAAAAUUGUAGAUGAACUUGAAAAAGCAUUAGAGAGAGAAAAAGAGUUGCAGGUUGUCAUUUUGUUGGAUUAUUUGAGAGGAACAAGACAAACCAGUGAGAUCAAAAAAGAUAGUAGUGUGACCAUGUUGGAAGGGCUUGUCAAAAAAUUUGGAAAGGAGCGAGUGAAUGUAUCCUUUUAUCAUACGCCUAAUUUGACUGGAUUUUGGAAGAAUGUGCUUCCUGCACGUGUUAACGAAAUUAUUGGUGUGCAACACAUGAAAUUGUACAUGUUUGAUAAUGAUAUGAUUAUUUCUGGAGCUAAUCUGAGCGAUUGGUAUUUCGUAGAUAGACAAGAUCGAUACAUGUUGAUUAGAAAUGAAAAACAAGUUAUUGAUUUUUUUACUGGUCUGGUUAAGACUGUUCAAAGUUUUUCGUACAGAUUGUGUGAAAAAGGGCAUUUGACAAUUUUCUCUCCAGAUCCUGUUCAUAACAACAAGGAAUUUAGAUUAUUUGCAGAGCAUGCUGUUAGACAAUACUUUUUCAAUCAACGUUGGUCCAAUAAUACAUCCAACAGAAUCACAAAUACUUGGAUAUUUCCAACCAUACAAAUGGGUCAAAUUAAUGUUAGACAUGAACAAUUUUUAAUUAGUGGAAUUAUUGGUGCUGCCAUUGAAAAUUCUUCUCUGGCCUUCACAUCGGCCUAUUUCAAUUUUACCAAGGAGUACAUGACAGAUGUGUUGACUUCUUCAUGCAAAGAUAUUGCAAUUUUGACAGCCUCUCCGCCUGCAAAUGGAUUUUUCACUGCAAAGGGUGUCUCAAAAAACAUUCCCAUGGCUUAUGAUACAAUGGAACAAGAAUUUUAUUCAGCGGUUGAGAAAAAUCAAAAACUUGGUUCCAUUAAGCUAUAUGAGUACAUGAGAGAGAAAUGGACUUUUCAUGCAAAGGGGCUGUGGCUUUACUCACCCAAUAAGCAAUUCAAUGCUCCCUUUUUAACUAUGAUUGGAAGUAGUAACUUUGGAGGUAGAUCUACGGAACGAGAUAUUGAAGCUCAAAUAAUUCUGAUGACCGAGGAUGAAAAAUUAAUGAAGAGAAUGGAAGAAGAGCGUCAAAAUCUUCAGACCUAUUCCAAACUUGUCACCAAAUCAACAUUUUCAGUUCCCGAAAGACGAAUUGGACGAGUAUCUCACUUUUUAGUUUCCAAAUUUUUCCAUAAAUUCCUAUAA